GAAAAGUGGAGCUGAGCCGCAGAUUUGGCUGCUGCGGAGGACUUGGAGGGGCUGGAGGGGGCAACCAGAGCACUUCAGGAGUCUGGCCGGAGCUGUCAGAACCACGCCUAUAGGGGCCCACAAUUGGUCCAGAAAGCGUAAAAUCAGCAAUCAAAGGGGCUUGGUUCAUUAGUGUUGGGAUGGAGGCAGGAAGGACAUGUGAGAUAGUCACAGAUCUGCAGUGAACGGAGCCACAUCUCUCCAGUCAGUGUGGGAUGACUGAAGCAGCCUGCCCAGGGAAGCAGCUUAUUUCUCUGAGAGCCAGACAGCGCAGCCUGGCUCUGUCCUCCCGGCGCCGCUUCCACUGAAGGACUCGCUGGAGAAACCAAAGGAAGAUCAGCAACUCUUGGGCUAUUUUUCUUCACCCUGAUAACGCGAUUCGUGUUUGGCACCGCCACUGUAAAAAUAUCUUCUGCUUUACAGAAAUUAAGUGCUCGCGAAGCGCCGGACCUACACUGGCUCUAGGUGGGGGGAAAUACCACUGAACAUCCAUUAUUUCACUACGGUUUUUGUGGAUGCACCGAUGAGAGAUCCAGUUUUUACAGGGACUGCCAUGGCUUAUCACCCUUUCCACGCUCACCGGCCGACCGACUUCCCCAUGUCCGCCUUCCUAGCGGCCGCUCAGCCCUCCUUCUUCCCGACGCUCAGCCUUCCUCCCGGGGCGCUCACCAAGCCUAUCCCGGACCAUGGCCUGGCCGGGGCGGCGGAGGCUGGGCUCCACCCGGCCCUUAGCCACCAUCAGGCGGCUCAUCUCCGCAGCCUGAAGAGCCUGGAGCCGGAGGAAGAGGUGGACGACGACCCGAAAGUCACACUGGAAGCCAAGGAUCUUUGGGACCAGUUUCAUAAACUAGGCACGGAGAUGGUUAUUACCAAGUCCGGAAGGAGAAUGUUCCCGCCGUUCAAAGUGAGAAUAAACGGGCUGGAUAAAAAAGCCAAAUACAUCCUGCUGAUGGACAUCGUGGCUGCGGAUGACUGCCGCUACAAGUUCCACAACUCCCGCUGGAUGGUGGCGGGGAAGGCCGACCCGGAGAUGCCCAAGAGGAUGUACAUCCACCCGGACAGCCCGGCCACCGGGGAGCAGUGGAUGGCCAAGCCUGUUGCUUUCCAUAAACUCAAGUUGACUAACAACAUCUCGGACAAGCACGGAUUUACCAUCCUGAACUCCAUGCACAAGUACCAGCCCAGGUUCCACAUAGUGAGAGCCAACGACAUCCUGAAGCUACCUUACAGCACCUUCAGGACCUACGUCUUCCCGGAGACGGACUUUGUGGCCGUGACAGCCUAUCAAAACGACAAGAUAACGCAACUGAAGAUUGACAACAACCCGUUUGCCAAAGGAUUCAGAGACACCGGGAAUGGAAGGAGGGAGAAAAGGAAGCAGCUGACCCUUCCGUCGCUGCGGAUGUAUGAGGACCAGUGCAAGGCGGACCGGGAGGGCGCCGACUCUGACGCCUCGUCCAGUGAGCCUCCAGCCGGCAGAGACGCUGUCCACUCCCCGCUGGGAGCUGGGACCAGCCCGCUGAGGUUCAACAGGCCCAGUCGAGAUGACAAAACCUGCACUGACAGCGAGCAGGAGCUGGAGCAUCACGACGAGCGCUGCACCGGCUCCAACAGCCCCGGACCCGAACCCCUGUCCCCCUACAGCUCCAGAUGUGAGGAGCGAAUCAGGGACAGGCCGAGCGCGGAAAAGAAGGACGACUCCAUAUUCAGUAUAAGGAAUCUGGAGAAGGACAAAGCAGAGAGCAGGCACAGGAAGGACGCCACGGAUAAAAAGGACUCGGAGGCUGGAGGCAUCGGCGCCAGCAAGGACGCCUUCUCCCCUCUCAUGGUCCAGACCGAGAGUCCCUCUCACUUCAGCCCGGGCCACUUACAAAGCCUGGCUCUGUCUGGCCUUCACAGUCAGCAGUUCUUUAACCCUCUGAACACCGGAUCACCGCUGUUGUUUCACCCCGGGCAGUUUGCCAUGGCCCCUGGAGCUUUUUCUGCUAUGGGCAUGGGGCAUCUAUUGGCCUCUGUAUCCGGAGCAAGCGGUUUGGAAAAUGGCAGCCUCUCCGCCCAGGGCACGGGAGGAACCCCCAGCCCCUUCCCUUUCCAUCUGUCCCAGCACAUGCUCGCCUCUCAGGGUAUCCCCAUGCCCACGUUUGGAGGUCUUUUCCCGUAUCCCUACACCUAUAUGGCAGCAGCUGCAGCGGCGGCGUCGGCCUCGGCUCUCCCGGCGACCAGCACGUCCAGCCCGCUGUCCAGGAACCCCUUCCUGGGCUCAUCCCGGCCUCGGCUUCGCUUCAACCCCUACCAGCUCCCAGUGUCGCUGCCUCAGAGCUCCAGCCUGCUCACCACUGGCCUGCCCAGCGCCCUCAACCCCGGCUCCGAAUCUUCGAAACCGGGCAGCAGGGAGACCAGCCCGGCCCCGGAGCACCACAGCAACCACAAGACAGGCUCCGCCGGGAGGGCCAGUUCUCCCAAAGCCUCCAUAAAGGACUCGGUGAACGAGCUGCAGAGCAUCCAGAGACUGGUGAGCGGUCUGGAGGGCCAGAGGGAGCCCUCCCCGACCACAGACUCUCCCAAGUGAUGAAGACUCUCCACCGGGAUGAAGGCUCAGCUUCAAUACCAGUGGACCUACAGUAUAAUCCUUUUGUCUUGUACAGCACAUUACAGAGACUGGGACUAUAGGGUGCGACCGAUAUGGGUCGGUGAAGGCUGAUAUUUUUGGAGUGAAGCUGCCGAUAAGUCGAUAUUUUGUGCCGAUAUUCAGUAUCUGUCCAUUUGAUCAUUUUAAAGAUUUCCCCCAGAACUUUAUCCCUGAGUGGAAAAGCCUCUGAAACAACAUGUUAGACCACCGUGGGACACUAAAACUCUCCACUGACACCCAGAGUAAGGAAAUUCUUUGUGCUUGUUUUUUUUUUUUUUUUUUUUUUUUUUGGGUUAGCAGCUCUUUAAGGGCAGGGUGACCUACACCACACCAUCCGCUCAGUGGAAACUCUGGGAUACAUUACUGCCUUUAAAUGAAGAGUUAAUUCACACAAACCUGUCUUGAACAGUUAAAUUGAUAAAAUAAUAAUUUUUAAAAAUGUGUAAAGAAAAGCAAAUUUCAUUUAAAAAUGAUUUAGACUAUGGGACACUAAAAUAAUAAAUAUAAUAAUAAAGCUAUUUGUGUGAAAUCUGAUCAAAAUGUGUCAGGUUGAAAUCUUCCCAUAGGCAACCAGUGCAGUAUUGAUCACAAUAAACAACAUAAUCAAUCAGACUGCAUCAUAGCCAUCAUAUCAGACUCUAACUGGGUGUGUUGGCCAAUAUCGGCUCCAUUUAUCGGUCAAACCCUGCCAGGAGCCGCAGCUCCCUCAGACUGACUGGCGCUUUGAAAAGUGGAAACCAAAAGUGUGUUUGAGUUUGGUAACUUGAAGCAUUAUAGCGUCCCGACCUGGUUGAAGGAACAUGUUGAGCGUCCACCUGGUGACGUCAGUCCGUCAACACGAGCCCCCUCACACUAUCGGGCAGGUGGGAGCGGGCUAUAAAGCUACAUCCAAAAAAAAAAAAAAAAAAAAAAAAAAAAAAAGUUUUAAUAGCUUAUAUUUCAAAAGGGAUGGAAGAUGAACGUUCCGUCUGCGAUAUCAGUGACAAGAACCGCUUAUCAUUUCUUGCCAGAAAAAAUUCUGUUUCUGAACUAUUUAUGUAAUUAAAAAAAAAUAAAAAAAUAAAAUUCUGUAAAUAAAGCUAGGAUCCAAGAAUAUGCAAUUGGUAUUAAUUUAUUCAAGGCUGUAUAUUAGCGUGUAUAUAUUUCGAAUUUAACUCGUUGCUUUUUUUUCCAUUUUCAUUUUACAUGAACGUAUACUGUAAAUGAAAGCUAUUUAGCGCUUGUUGGGUUUGAAGAAAAAAGAAGAAAAGGAAAGGAAAAAAAAAAA
This is a messenger RNA of Myripristis murdjan (pinecone soldierfish), 3935 nucleotides long. It is a transcript of the gene tbx2b, whose product is annotated as T-box transcription factor 2b. Gene Ontology annotation, molecular function: RNA polymerase II cis-regulatory region sequence-specific DNA binding; DNA-binding transcription factor activity, RNA polymerase II-specific. The transcript is spliced from 8 exons. The coding region runs from base 563 to 2608 and encodes 681 amino acids. Gene Ontology annotation, cellular component: chromatin; nucleus. Gene Ontology annotation, biological process: positive regulation of DNA-templated transcription; regulation of transcription by RNA polymerase II; cell fate specification. Lineage: Eukaryota; Metazoa; Chordata; Actinopteri; Holocentriformes; Holocentridae. The record is from RefSeq and is a predicted model, not a curated record.